AUGGCACCAGUGAAGGGUGGGCGGUACAGUGCUGGAUCACUAGAAGAGCGGACCGGAGGACAGACCACACAGCACAGCAGCGAGUCCAAGGAGGCGCUAUCAGAGCAACGAGUCCGACGACGAGACGGCAGGCCAGGACCACCGAGCAGGCUCCGAAGAAGAAACCCUGACAGCAACUCCAAUGGCGAUGUUAGCGCCGCCCUUAGUAGCGUUGCAGCUGACAGCAUUACAACAAGCAGCAUUUCCGGGUUCUUCACGCCUUCCAGCACGAGGAGCAGCACGGCCAUCGCUGUAGCCAGCAGCAGAGCCAACGGCGCCGACUCCGAUAGAAAUGGUGCUCAGCAGCUCACGCUCCAGCCGGCCAUAGUUGCAGCGCCUUCAGUCACAAGCGCCGAGGUUCUGGCGCCUGCUGUGACAACAAUCGUCCUGGCCACUAUUGUGACAGGGCCGACAACCCUGCUGAAGUCUACUCUGGUGGCCACAGUUAGCGCUUCUUCCUCUUCUGCCUCUGACUCGGCCAUGACGAGCAUACUCACCAGCUCUGACAGGAGGCACAAGACGGCCAGCACCGAUUCCGAUUCCGACGAUACCAGUAGUAACAGCAAGGGAAACAGCAGCAGAUGGUCGUCCCACAGAUCGGAUGACAAGCCGCUCAGCCAAAGUGCCGAACGAGCACUGAUUUCGGCUGGCUCAAUAGGUGCCUUCAUCAUCGUCUGCUUCCUCUUCUGGCUCGUGUGGCGAGCGGUCCAUAACCAAAACUGGCGAAAGCAUGCAGGCGCGUUAGCUACUGCUGCAGUGUUUGCUGGCUCCCCUGCCUCGCCGUCUGCAGCAGUGGCCAUCCACAGCACUUCCAACAGUGCCACCACGCCACCCCGCCGUCUCUUCAAGAGUAUCACUUCUCGGAUGCCUUUCUUCGGACGCCGGACUAGGACGUGGCAGACGCUCGAAGACAACACGAGCAAAGAGACCAACGCAACUGUUGGCACCAAAAACUUGGGGCCAUCGCAGCAGCCAGCCGAGGUCUACCAAGAGAAAAUCACAAACAUCGUCAGCAGCAGUGAGGGCCUUCCUGCCACACCGUCCCAGGUGUACCAUGGCGACGACCUGAGCCAGCAGAAGGAGCAGCAGCAGCGACAGAAGUAUGCAGCCGCUGCCAGCACUGCUCCGUCCUUCAUAUACUCGCAGCAGAUGGCAGUUACCUCUGCAAACCUGCUUGCAGUUUCUCCAUAUGGCGCUGCUGAGGCGUCUGCUGGCCCUACCGCAGAAGCUGCCUAUCUCAGGGCAGGCAACGGCACCUUGAUCAAUAGCGACGGAGUCAGCUCCAUGGGCGACACGUUGCGGUCACGCAUGCCCGACCCCUACUAUAAUCAGUCACAGUUGGCGCGCCAGCCUUCCGACGCCUACGACCCGAUGCAUCGCCAGGUCAACCGGAUCUCAGAGCUGUCAUCGUUGUCGUCGGGUUUUGGCGAUGGCGAGAUUGUGGAUCUUGAGCUACCGCCAAAGCGCCAGCAGCAGAUGCUGUCCGUCCCUCCUAUGCCAUCCACUCCUCUGGCUGUCACACUCGCCGGCGCCGGCCACUUCUCCUGGAUGCGUGCUAGCAGAUUUGUGCCAAACAGCCGUCGUGAGACGGUAUACACAGAAGCCGGCGAAGACCAGCCGGCCAGGUUCCGCUCCGUCACAUCGUGGGUUCACCAGCAGACAGGUCGCGUACGCCGAGCACAGCAGCGGAGCAACGCGAACAACAACCCAGCUGCGGGAGGACCGUUAGGUACCACAGGGGCCACAAAUGUCCAAUCUGGUCGGGCCAACAUGUCAGCGGAAUCCGAGAUGCCAGCGACACCCGGAAUUGCUCGUCCUAUGCCGGAGGAACAGCGGUUGACGAUGAUGGUAGACGACGGCGAGGAGCCGCGGCGGCCAGAAACAGUUCCAGGCAUCCAUAUGAAACCGAGAUAG
Molecule: messenger RNA, 1953 nt
Organism: Grosmannia clavigera kw1407
Lineage: Eukaryota; Fungi; Ascomycota; Sordariomycetes; Ophiostomatales; Ophiostomataceae
Exons: 4
Coding region: 1-1953 (650 amino acids)
Source: RefSeq, a predicted model, not a curated record